AUGCUGUCAUUCAGGGAUGUGGCCAUUGAUUUCUCUCCAGAAGAGUGGGAGUACCUGGAGCCUGCUCAGUGGAAUCUGUACAGGGAUGUGAUGUUGGAGAAUUACAGCCACCUUGUGUUCCUGGGGCUUGCUGACUCUAAGUCACAGCUGCUGACAUUUCUAGAGCAAAGACAAGGCUCUGCCGCUGUGAAGAGACAAGCAGUAAAAGCAGUGUUCCCAGGAAUAACACCCAAUGAUUCUAACCAUUACAGCAAUCCCACUAAUUGUGAAUCACUCCUUCUUAAACGAAGAAGAAUUAAUACAGGGGAGAAACCCUACAAGUGUGGAGAAUGUGGUAAGGCCCUUAGUUCUCAUAAAACACUUUCUAUACACCAGAGACUUCACACUGGAGACAAACCCUACAAGUGUGAAGAGAGUCAUAAGGCCUUCUGUACGCCCUCAUCACUUUUUAUACACAUGAAAAAUCAUACUGAUGAAAAAAACUUCAAGUGUGAAGACUGUGGCAGAACAUUUUACUAUCUUUCAAUGCUGAAGCAACAUCAGAGAAUUCAUUCUGGGGAGAAACGUUACAAGUGUGAAGAAUGUGGAUACACUUCUUACGACCCUUCAUUCCUUGAGCAGCAUCAAAAAAUUGAUUGUAGGGAGAAAUGCUACAAGUGUGAAGACUGUCACAAAGCCUUUCAUCAUCACUCAGCCCUUAGGAGACACGAGAGAGUUCACACUGGACACAAGAGAGUUCACACUGGACACAAGAGAGUUCACACUGGACACAAGAGAGUUCAUACUGGACACGAGAGAGUUCAUACUGGACACGAGAGAGUUCAUACUGGAGAGAAACCUUUCAAAUGUGAAAAGUGUUGCAGAUGUUUUAGGGAAUCUUCAUCCCUUAAGAAACAUAAAAAAGUCCCGUGCAAAAAGGAACCCUACACUUGCCAAGACUGUGGCAGAUAUUUUUCAAAUUAUUUGAGACUUAGACGACAUGAAGUGAUUCAUUCUGAAUAUAAUCCUUACAAGUGUGAAAUAUGUGACAAAAGAUUUUCCCAUUCUGCAAGUCUUAGGAACCAUCAAAGAGUUCAUAGUAGAGAGAGACCACGCAAGUGUAAGCAUGUCACCAAGCCUUUUAAAUAUCAUUCAACCCUUUCGAAAAACAAGAACACUCAUGCAAGAGAGAAAUCCUACCAGUGUGAAGAUGUGGUAUGAUGGUCUGUAUAUGCUUGGCCCAGGGAGUUGCAGUAUUAGGAGGU
Messenger RNA from Mus caroli (Ryukyu mouse), 1244 nucleotides. NCBI's taxonomy places the organism in Eukaryota, Metazoa, Chordata, Mammalia, Rodentia, Muridae. The record is from RefSeq and is a predicted model, not a curated record.